GAUCCAAAUUAUGAAACUUUAAAAAGAGAAUUCAAGAGAUUAUAUGAAAAUUGUAAUAGUGUUAAAAACUCAUUGCUUUCUUACACAUCCUAUAUUAAAGAAUUAUAUUUAUCACCAAAUAGUAUUUAUAAUAGUUUAACACAAUUUUAUGAUAAUCAACAUCCAUUAUCAAAAUACAGUAGUUCUAUACUUCAAUUGAUAGAUGCUCAAAUAAAGAAUUGGGAAAUAAAUGAAUUUAAUGGACAUUAUCAAAAGAUAUUAGACUAUUCUUUAUCAAUAGAUCAGAUUCAUUCAACAAUACAGAAAGUUGAUAGAUUAUCCAGCGAAGUAAAUAAUGAACAAAAAAAAAGUGAAUAUAUACAUUUAAAAUCGUCCCUUUUUAAUGAAACUUCUCAGUUAUUUGAUAAUAAAGCAGAAUGUUUCGAAAAACCAUUAAUAAAUAUACAGCUCUCAUUCAAUAACUUAAUUCAAUCAGUUCAUUCUAUAUUAAAUAACUCUUCACCAUUAUUACAAACCCAUAUCAAUAAUCAAAAUAAUCACAUAUUAAAUUUAUACCCAAAUAAUGACUUUUUAAAUAAACCUGUACACAACCAUCUUGAUGGCCCUUCAACAAUAACACAACAACCAUCCCCAUCUUUAGUUAAACAACCAUUAAGACCAAAUCCUCCAAUAUCAUCACCAAUCCAACAACAACCACCACAGCGACAACAACAACAGCAGAGACCAUAUAAACCAAAUACAAAACUGAAUAAGCUCCAGGUUUGGCAGACAAUACCAGAGAAUAUUCAAAAUCAAUUUAUCAGAAAAGCAACAUUUACAGCUUUAGAUGGUAUUGAUUUAUAUAAAGUUAAUUUAGUUGAAGUUACAGAUCCAAACGAAGUUGUCCAAUUUGAACCAAUUAGCCAAAGAGAUAUCGAUAUUUAUUUACGUCCAACUGAUAAACUUAACUUUGACACUCCAGAGUUUGAACAGUUUAUUCAAGAGAAUGGCUUUUAUCCAAAACAAUUCGAAGAUGGAUCAAUGGAAAAAUUCGAAUCAACAUCGCAUACUUCAAAACUAUCUCAAUUAACAGCACCAACCAAACAAGAGCAACUUCAUCACAUCAAUCGAUCCCAAUAUCAAAAUCAACCACAGCAACUUAACCCACCAAAACCAUUACAACAGAUUAACAAAUCACCAAUUCAACAACAAUUAAAAACAUCACCUAUACAAAAACCACCAUUACAACAACAACAACAAAGACCAGUUUCAGCACCUUCAAAACCAGCAGCAUCUGAAACAAAGAGUGGAUUCUCAUUAUUUAAAAAAUCAGCUGAAAGUAUUCAAAAACUAAAGUUUCACAAAAUACCACCAUUGGACCAAUUAGUCGAUCAUCAUGAAUAUCAUAAAUUCUUUUGGGAUAACAAAAGAUAUAAAUUGGUCAAGACUUAUAAUGGGUCAGUUAGCGUAAACUAUGACUUUACAUUAAAGUAUAAACCAAAUACAAAGCUAAGUACGCUCCAAGUUUGGCAGACAAUACCAGAGACUAUUCAAAAUCAAUUUAUCAGAAAAGCAACAUUUACAGUUUUAGAUGGCAAUAAUAAUUCAAUAAUUGAUUUACCAUCUAUAGUAGAUUCAUCUCAUCAAAAGCUAUUUUGUUUUAAAUAUAACCCUUUUCAGCACCCAAACAAACUUCAUUUCAUUUGUAGAGCCAAUUUUGAAGUUGAUUUAUAUAAAGUUAAUUUAGUUGAAGUUACAGAUCCAAACGAAGUUGUCCAAUUUGAACCAAUUAGCCAAAGAGAUAUCGAUAUUUAUUUACGUCCAACUGAAAAACUUAACUAUGAUACUCCAGAGUUUGAACAGUUUAUUCAAGAGAAUGGCUUUUAUCCAAAACAAUUCGAAGACGGAUCAAUGGAAAGUGUUUUAUGCUUUGCAUACAGAAUUUAUCUUUUCCAAUUAAAGAAUUUUACAUACAAAUAUCCACAUACAUUAUCUGGUAAACCAAUUGAAACAUUUAAAGCAAAAUAUGGUGAUUGCGGAUGUCAUUCAUUCUUUUUUACAAGUAUCAUGAGAUAUAACAACAUUCCAACCAGAUUAUUAUUUGGGCGUGGUGCAAAUUUAAACAACAACAGUGACCCACAAUGGCAUGUAAAAACAGAUAUAUAUUUAGAUCAGGUUGGUUGGGUACCAAUGGAUGUAACAUGUAAAGACUUUAAUGGUCCACAUACUCACCUUAUUGGUAAUGAUAGUGGUGACCAUAUUACAUUUGGUAUGGAUUACCUCACUGAUAUUCAAGAUCUAUCGAAAUAUUCUCCAUUCCCAAGUUUCCAAUUAAUGAAUAUGAUACACUUUGGCCAUAAUGUAGAACUCGAAUCAACAUCGCAUACUUCAAAACUAUCUCAAUUAACAGCACCAACCAAACAAGAUCAAUUUAGCCAUAUUAAUCAAAGCCAAUAUCAACAAUUACAUAUACAAACAAUUGGCCAAAAAUCUCAACCCACAGUUUUACAACAACAACAACAACCCCAACAACAACAACAACAACAACAACAACAACAACGAUCAACACCACAACCAGCUUCACAAAGACCUGUUUCAUUCCAUCAACAACAACCAGUUCCAAAUAGAACAGUACCUACUCAACAACAACCAGUUUCCCAAAGACCACAGGAAAAAGAUAGUAGCUUUUCUAACUCUAUAUCAUCAUUCCUUUCAAAUGCCACAAAAUCUUUAAACAUUAGUAACAAUGGGUUGCCAAGUAAAAUCCAUGUUGACCAAUUAAUUAAUGAUCAUAAUCUACAUAAAAAGUUAUGGGAUAAAAGAUUUAAAUUAGUCAAAAAAUAUAACUAUUCAGUAUCAACUUUAUAUACAAAAAAAAUUAUAUUUAGCCCAGAUUCCAAACUAAAUGAAAUUAAAUUUUAUAUGGGUAUACCAUUAAAUAUUAAUAAUCAACAGGUUCGAUAUUCAUCAUUCACACUUCAUGAUAGCAAUGACCAAUGUAUAAGUCAAGCUUCAAUUGUCAAGUCACUAGUUCAUGAUUGCUAUCUUUUAGCUUAUAAACCAAAUCCUGGCCAAGUUGAUAGGGAAUUAACAUGGAAAUAUAGAGUUGAUGUCGAUUUUUACACAGUCACGGCAGAAGAAGUCACAAAUCCAAAUGAACAAAUUGACUUUGAUCCUAUUUCAGAAAAAGAAAUCGAUUUAUACUUAAGACCAUCCGAUAAAAUGAAAUUCGACACACCAGAGUUUGAACAAUUUAUAUUCGAAAAUAACUUAUAUCCAAAACAAUUUGAUGAUGGUACCAUGGAAAGUGUAUUAUGCUUCGCAUACAGAGUUUCAUUAUUCAUUUAUAAAAACAUUCAAUACAAGAAUCCAUAUUCACACAAUGGUGAUCCAAUUUCAACAUUUAAAGCAGGUCAUGGAGAUUGCGGUUGCCAUUCAUGGUUGUUUGGAAGUAUUUUACGUUAUAAUAACAUACCAGUACGUUUAUUAUAUGGUCGUGGAGGUUUAUUGGAUAAACCAGGAGAUAAGCAAAUUCAUAUUAAAAAUCAAUUUUAUGUUGAAGGUUUAGGUUUUGUUCCAUAUGAUGGCGCCUUCAAAGAUGGUAAUCCUUAUCAUAAAAAAUAUUUUGCUCAUGAUAUUGGUAGCCAUGUUACUACAGGUUUAGAUAUUUAUACAGAUAUUGAAGGUAGAAAAAACGAAUUUUCAUUCCAAAAUCCAGCUUAUUUUUAUAUUGGCAAUGUAAAAAUAGAAUCAUCAGAAGAAAAAUAUGAUGUUUUUAAAUUAUAA
This is a messenger RNA of Dictyostelium purpureum, 3765 nucleotides long. RefSeq lists its product as uncharacterized. Lineage: Eukaryota; Evosea; Eumycetozoa; Dictyosteliales; Dictyosteliaceae. The transcript has 8 exons. The annotation marks the transcript as partial. The record is from RefSeq and is a predicted model, not a curated record.